Asparagus officinalis (garden asparagus) is the source of this 1368-nucleotide messenger RNA. RefSeq names its product S-type anion channel SLAH3-like. Lineage: Eukaryota; Viridiplantae; Streptophyta; Magnoliopsida; Asparagales; Asparagaceae. The record is from RefSeq and is a predicted model, not a curated record. Gene Ontology annotation, biological process: intracellular monoatomic ion homeostasis; transmembrane transport. Gene Ontology annotation, molecular function: voltage-gated monoatomic anion channel activity. Gene Ontology annotation, cellular component: membrane.
AUGCUGUUUGAUGAAAAGAAUCUUCAGUCUUCGCUCACCUCUACAGAAUAUUCAUUCGACAAUAACUUGUGGAUGUUGAAGGAUUCUAAUGCGAAGAAUAAGCACUUUAAUUUUGAAACAUUGUCUAAAAAAUUUGAAAGGCUGAUAUCUAGCUUACGCAAUACAGAGGAAUCUGAUCUGGAGGUUGAUGAGGGGCCUAAAAUUGACAAACUCAAGACUCCAGAGGUAUCAGUCCUCCCGACAGAGCAGAAGUGGCCAUUUCUUCUUCGCUUUCCCAUAUCCUCUUUCGGUAUGUGCCUUGGAGUAAGCAGUCAAGCCAUUCUAUGGAAAACUGUCUGCUCCAAAUAUUUCUUCCCAACAUUACAUGCAUGCUUGGCGAUAAACCUCAUUCUUUGGUGCAUCUCUCUUGUAUUGAUAGUUACUAUGUCCAUCAUCUAUUCGCUGAAGCUAAUAUUUUACUUUGAAUCUGUUCGAAGAGAGUAUUACCACCCGAAUAGGGUCAACUUUUUCUUUGCUCCAUGGAUAGCUUUCCUCUUCUUAGCUCUUGGUUUGCCCCCGGUUGUUGGUGAAAAGCUCAGUCCUGCUCUUUGGUAUGUGCUUAUGGCUCCAAUCUUUUGUCUUGAGCUCAAGAUUUAUGGCCAAUGGAUGUCUGGUGGAAAACGUAGGCUGUCGAAGGUGGCUAAUCCUUCAAAUCAUUUAUCAAUCGUGGGGAAUUUUGUUGGCGCUUUGCUAGGUGCACAUAUGGGGCUUAAAGAGGGGCCUGUUUUCUUCUUUGCUAUUGGGUUGGCUCACUACAUUGUACUGUUUGUGACUCUGUAUCAGAGACUUCCGACAAAUGAAACGCUGCCCAAAGAUCUUCAUCCAGUAUUCUUUUUGUUUGUUGCAGCACCGAGUGUUGCUUGUAUCGCAUGGGAAGAGAUUUCUGGCGACUUUGGUUAUGGGUCGAGAAUAGCUUAUUUAGUUGCACUAUUCCUCUAUGCUUCACUUGCUGUAAGAGUUAAUUUCUUCACAGGGUUCAGGUUUUCGCUAUCAUGGUGGGCAUAUACUUUCCCAGUGACGGGGGCUUCAAUUGCAACUUUUAGAUAUUCGACAAAUGUCACAAAUGUGUUCACUAAAUCACUUUCUUUCGGUCUCUCUGCCAUCUCUGCCUUAACAGUGAUGGCUCUUCUUACUGCAGCUAUCAUCGACGCCUUUGUCCUCCACAAUCUCUUUCCAAAUGAUAUUCUUGCCAUUUCCAUUACAGAGAAGAGACCUAAGUCAAAUGAGAAGAACAGAUACCUGAAAGCAGCUAUCUCAUUGGUCAAAGAGAAGAAAUUUUUGUCGAAAGAUAUGUUACCCAUGAUUGAUUUGUUGAAUUCAGCCUAUUAA